AUGGCCGACAAGGAAGCAGCCUUUGACGACGCAGUGGAAGAACGAGGGAUCAACAAGGAGUACAAAAAAUGGAAAAAGAACACCCCUUUUCUUUAUGAUUUAGUGUUGACCCAUGCUCUGGAGUGGCCCAGCCUAACUGCCCAGUGGCUUCCAGAUAUAACCAGACCAGAAGGGAAAGAUUUCAGCAUUCAUCAACUUGUCCUGGGGACAUACACAUUGGACGAACAAAACCAUCUCAUUAUAGCCAGUGUGCAACUCCCUAAUGAUGACGCUCAGUUUGAUGCGUCACACUACAACACUGAGAAAGGAGAAUUUGGAGGUUUUUAUUCAGUUAGAGGAAAAAUUGAAAUAGAAAUCAAGAUCAACCAUGAAGGAGAAGUAAACAAGGUCCAUUAUAUGCCCCAGAACCCUUGUAUCAUCUCAACUAAGACUCCUUCCAGUGAUGUUCUUGUCUUUGACUAUACAAAACACCUUUCUAAACCAGAUCCUUCUGGAGAGUGCGAUCCAGACUUGUGUCUCCGUGGACAUCAGAAGGAAGGCUAUGGGCUUUCUUGGAACCCAAAUCUCUGUGGGCACUUACUUAGUGCUUCAGAUGACCACACCAGCUGCCUGUGGGACAUCAGUGCUGUCCCAAAGGAGAGAAAAGUGGUGGAUGUGAAGACCAUCUUUACAGGGCAUACAGCAGUAGUAGAUGUUUCCUGGCAUCUGCUCCAUGAGUCUCUGUUUGGGUCAGUUGCUGAUGAUCAGAAACUUAUGAUUUGGGAUACUUGUUCAAACAGUGCUUCCAAACCAAGCCGUUCAGUUGACGCUCACACUGCUGAAGUGACGCUCACACUGUGCCUCUCUUUCAAUCCUUAUAGUGAGUUCAUUCUUGCCACAGGAUCUGCUGACAAGACUGUUGCCUUGCGGGAUCUGAGAAAUCUGAAACAUAAGUUGCAUUCCUUUGAAUUACAUAAGGAUAAAAUAUUCCAGGUUCAGUGGUUACCUCACAAUGAGACUAUUUUGGCUUCCAGUGGUACCAAUCACAGACUGAAUGUCUGGGAUUUAAGUAAAAUUGGAGAGAAACAAUCCCCAGAAGAUAAAGAAGAUGGGCCACCAGAGUUGUUGUUUAUUCAUGGUGGUCACACUGCCAAGAUACCUGAUUUCUCCUGGAAUCCCAAUGAACCUUGGGUGAUUUGUUCUGUACCAGAAGACAAUAUCAUGCAAGUGUGGCAAAUGGCAGAGAACAUUUACAACGAUGAAGACCCUGAAGGAAGCGUGGAUCCAGAAGGACAAGAGUCCUAGAUAUGUCUUUACUUCUUGUGAUUUUAGACUCCCCUUUUUUCUUCUCAACCCUGAGAGUGAUUCAACACUGGUUUC
Messenger RNA from Pan troglodytes (chimpanzee), 1359 nucleotides. Its product is annotated as histone-binding protein RBBP4-like. Lineage: Eukaryota; Metazoa; Chordata; Mammalia; Primates; Hominidae. Gene Ontology annotation, molecular function: protein binding. The record is from RefSeq and is a predicted model, not a curated record.